Hansenula ciferrii is the source of this 1293-nucleotide messenger RNA. RefSeq names its product zuotin (gene ZUO1). NCBI's taxonomy places the organism in Eukaryota, Fungi, Ascomycota, Saccharomycetes, Phaffomycetales, Wickerhamomycetaceae. Gene Ontology annotation, molecular function: Hsp70 protein binding; ribosome binding. The transcript has a single exon. The record is from RefSeq and is a predicted model, not a curated record. Gene Ontology annotation, biological process: 'de novo' cotranslational protein folding; regulation of translational fidelity. The coding region runs from base 1 to 1293 and encodes 430 amino acids. Gene Ontology annotation, cellular component: cytosol.
AUGUCUUUGCCUUCAUUACCAGCCAACUUUGGUGCUGAAAACUUCAAAGCAGCCACCAAAUACACUGCUCCAGUCCGUCGUCCAAUUGAACCAGUUGGUCGUUAUUUCUUAGCUCAUGCUAGUCGUGCUUUAAGAGGUCAUACUUGGUCUGAAUUUGAAAAAAUUGAAGCUGAAAAAAACGUUAAUACAGUUGAUGAAACUGAUGAAAACGCUGAUUUAGGUGAUGAAGAACAAGAUGCUGAAUUAUUAGCUCAUGAUCCAAGAGAUUGGAAAACUGCUGAUUUAUAUGCUGUUUUAGGUUUAUCUCAUUUACGUUAUAAAGCUACCGAAGAUCAAAUUAGAAGAGCUCAUCGUAAACAAGUUUUAAAACAUCAUCCUGAUAAAAAAGGUGCUAAAGGUGGUUUAGAUCAAGAUGGUUUCUUUAAAAUUAUUCAAAAAGCUUAUGAAACUAUUUUAGAUCCAUCAAAACGUGCUCAAUAUGAUUCUGUUGAUGAAAAGGCAAAUGUUUUACCACCACCUCCAAAAACUGAUUAUGAUUUCUUUGAAGCUUGGACUCCAGUUGUUGAAAGUGAAAAACGUUUUGCUAAAAAACAAGUUGUUCCAUCAUUAGGUGAUGCUAACACUCCAAAAGCUGAAGUUGAAGCCUUCUAUGCUGCUUUCUAUAGAAUUGAUUCAUGGAGAUCAUUCGAAUUCUUGGAUGAAGAUGUUCCAGAUGAUUCAUCAAACAGAGAUCAUAAACGUUAUAUCGAACGUAAAAACGUUGCUUCAAGAAAGAAGAGAAAAGCUGAAGAUAAUGCUAGAUUUAUCGCUUUAGCUGAUAGAUUAAGAUCUGAAGAUCCUCGUAUUAAAUUAUUCAAAGAAGCUGAAAAAGCUGAAAAAGAACGUAAGAAAUGGGAAAGAGAUGCAGGUGCAAGAGAAGCUGCUGCUAAAGCUCAAAAAGAAGCCGAAGAAGCUGCUGCUAAAAAAGAAGCUGAAGAAAAAGCUGCUGCUGCUCUUAAAGCUGAUUCUAAAAAGGCCAAAGAAGCCGCUAAAUCAGCUAAAAAGAAGAACAAGAGAGCUAUUAGAGGUGCUCCAAAAGAUGCUGGUUACUUUGGUGAUGCUGAUAAAGCUGAAGCUAUUGAUUCAGAUGUUGGUUUCCUAAUUGAAAGUUUCGAUGAUUUACAAUUAUCUGAUGUCUCAGGUAAAGUUGCUUCAGGUGAUGCUGCUGCUAUCAAAGAAGCUUUAGCUACUAUUGCUAAAGAACAAACUGCUUCUGGUAAAGUUCCAGCUGCUAUCUUGAAAUAUUUCGUUUAA